GGCGUCGGGCUCCACCUAUUGCGCAUGCGGCUCUCCGCGGUCCUGUAGGCCGCUGCCGGUUGCGAGACUCCGGUCGGGAUCAGAGGGAACUUAAAUGUCAACAGCUUUGCCCUGGGUCUGUCAUUUCUAACAGGCCAAACCAGUCUGUUGUCGGAAGCUACCACCCCCGCCCCUGUCACUUCCACCUGUGACCAUGGCUGACACAAGUGACCUGGACCAUCAGAUUGAACAGCUAAUGCGCUGUGAACUCAUCAAAGAAAGUGAAGUGAAAGUGCUGUGUGCCAAAGCCAGGGAGAUUCUAGCUGAGGAGAGCAACGUUCAACAAGUAGAUUCCCCAGUCACGGUGUGCGGGGACAUCCAUGGGCAGUUCUAUGAUCUCAAAGAACUUUUUAAGGUCGGAGGUGACAUUCCUGAGACUAACUACUUGUUCAUGGGAGAUUUUGUGGACCGAGGUUUCUACAGUGUGGAGACAUUCUUGCUGCUAUUGGCGCUGAAGGUCCGCUAUCCAGACAGGAUCACAUUGAUCAGAGGUAACCACGAAAGCAGGCAGAUUACUCAAGUUUAUGGCUUCUAUGAUGAGUGUCUGCGCAAAUAUGGAUCAAUUACAGUGUGGAGGUACUGUACAGAAAUCUUCGACUACCUCAGUCUCUCUGCUGUCGUGGAUGGAAAGAUCUUCUGUGUUCAUGGUGGCCUCUCUCCGUCUAUCCAGACCCUGGAUCAGAUCAGAACAAUCGACAGGAAGCAGGAAGUGCCCCACGAUGGCCCAAUGUGUGAUCUCCUCUGGUCUGACCCAGAAGGUGUGGAAAUGUCGCUGCGAUACUUGAAUUGGACGAACAUUUGGAGAAGGAAUUUACAAUUUUUGAAGCUGCCCCUCAAGAAUCACGAGGGGUAUCGGCUAAAAAGACAGUUGCUGACUACUUCCUCUGAAGGAGUGCCUCUCCCCACCUACCCCCCCCCCCCCCACCCCAGCCCCUGACACCCACUCCAACCCUCAGCCUGAAACCUCCGCAUAAACACUGAGCCUGCUGAAGAAUUCUGCGGAGGGAUGGGCAACAAAAGUGUUACAGUAUUUUCAAACUCUGCAUACAUUCCUGAAGGCAUGCACUAGGCAACCUGACUGUGAAAGAGUGCCAUAUCUUUAUGGGACAGCAGUGAGCUCUGUCGAUCCUGGGUGUACUUUCUUUAAACUAUGGGGGGGAGAAAAGAAAUCUGGUGAAUGGUCUUUUUGUUUUAAAGAAUACGUAUGCCUCUUUAAGCUGACAGCAGUGCUGUAGAAAGGAUAUGUCUAGUCAUGACUGCUGGUCUGAAAACAGAAUUGGCACUUUUUGUUUCCAAGAAUUUUUAAGGGGUUUUUUAAAAUUUAGUCACUAAGACAAUUCCUUUGUGUGCUGUGAUCCUUGAAUUGUUAUCCUCGCAUUCCCCCAAUAUGUGCACUCAAGUGGUGUUGGUAACAGUUUUAAUUUUACAGUGAGGAUUAACUUGUUUAACAAUGGGAGAAGUAAAACCUUGUCCAGAAAUUCAUGCCUGAACUUGUUUAAACAGGUAGGGUGCCUUGUAUAGUCUUAAUGUGCUUGUGUUUUGCUUCCACCUGACUUGGCAGUAAUGGAAGAGAUUUGGAUUUUGCACAGAACUCUCUGCAGUGGUCAGAUGGAGUUGCAUGCCUUGAGGCUGCCUGUGGAAGCAAUCGUUGUGAAUUGACCCUGAUUGGACAUUUCUCCCUCUGCAACCCCAGUAUUCUGGGCAUGUGUUGGUGAUACUGCACCCCUAUGGUACAAGGUGUGCAUUUAAACUGCAUCUGCCUCCUUGACUGGGCAAACCUGGCAAUUUGUCACAAGCUGCUGCGAGGAAAUGUCUAUUGCAUCUGGUGCAUUUGAGACUGGUGUCCUGCAAUCUGAUGGCCUAAUUACUUCCUGCAGAAACCAGGGCAAUAGUGAUUUGUCAGUGUGGAAACUGGGUCCAUCUCCAGUUUGAGCGCUGCUGUUUACUGACGGGACUCCUGUCCUGGUGAGGGAUAAGAUCUCGGAGGAUGCUCCAUUGGUUGUAAAGUCACACUCGGUCGAUCAGCCUUGCAGGAAGGAAGGACACAGGCAAACCCCAGGACCAGUCAGUUUGCCUGAUACAGCCUCACCCAAUGGGUUUGAGUCGGAGCCAGGCAACAGUCAGACGAUCUUCCUCUAGGCUGGGUCAGAGCCUUGCUUGUUUGCCCCUAGGUAAAACCAUGCACCGUAUCAGCACUCCUGUUUUUCCAGCAUCCCCUUGUUCUUAAAGCUGCACUUGAUGGCAAACCCAGUUCCCAAUCUGAAAUUGAUUGCUGCCUAUCCAGAAACUGCACAGGCAGGACCUAGCUGCCCAGAUAUAAUCCUCCGAGUCCAAUCUGAGUUACUCUGUAUCUAAUCAUUUUGACCUCCUACCCCAAACUAUCGAAAUGUGUUUGUACUCUGUUACUGCUUCAUGCAGGUACUGAACUCGGUGUGCUCAGAAGGCAGCUUGAGCUCCUCCUGUUUGUCACUGAAUCAAAUGUGAAUGCAGACAGGGUUUGGAACGCUGGAAUGUUGGAAUGUAUCUGAGCUGGCAGUGCUCUCUUGUGAAGAAUUUGUCAACUUGGAAAUGAGGACAGGAAGCUGUAUUGUGCUGAUCAGAGACUGUGACCAAAGCUUGCUAUCCAGUUGAUGUAUUUUCACCUCUAGCAUCAUCUGGGUUAUACAAGCUAGAUAUGGCUUUAAAGGCUCAUUAAAUGUGAGGUCUUCCAUUCCAUCUCUUCAUGAGCUUUCCUUUGGUUUCUCUCUGACUCCCUUGUGCACUCACCCACUUUGUUCUUUCUUUCUGUCUCACUGUUUAUCUGUCUUGCAUGCACACCUCUUGUGCUCCUGCUCCCCCUGUCUCAUGUGUGUAUACACGCACAAACUUUAUUCUCUCUCUCAAGCGCUUUGUUUGCUCCUGCUCCCACCUAUCUCCACCCCCACCCCAGCCAUGAAAAUCCAGAGAGGAGUCGAAGGAACAACCUCUUAUCUGUAGUCAAAACUUAGAGGUUCUGUUGAUGUGACAGGACUGAACGGAAGGACCUAAGCCAAGUGUCUGAUAACUGAUGUAUUUGCUGAAAGCCCCUCGUUACCAGCUACUGUAGCUCGGGAAGGACAAUUCAGACCAGGGCCAGGGUAGCUCUGAGGGAGGUUGGGUAAAUGAUGGCUCCUACUGAACUGCAGGCAUUUCAUGCAUGUACAGCUUCAGCAUCACUUCUGGUCACUCUGACUUGUAAUCACUGAACCUUCAUCCUAUGUUCAGGCAGGAGAUUGCAUUGGCUGUGGGGUCCUGGAGGAAGGAGGAUAAAAUCAGCCAGGGUUCCUGAUUAUCAUCCAGUGACUCCUUUUCAGAAGGAGAGGUGCUAGGUAAAUACAGUUCAGCUCCGGCUGGGGUGGCCUGCGCAGCUCUGCAGCCAAAUGCACAUCCCCUAAUACUUGCCCUCUCAGACUGCCUGACCAGUUUUCUUGGUGGACUGGGAGUAGGACUAAAAAGCAAUAGUGAAAACUGUGGCUGUCCCAGUUUGUGCCCCCAGCUGGAGGUUCGAGUCCCAGUCUACGGACUUGCCAAAUGUGAAGCAGAAUCAGUUUGAAUCCCUGGUGGCAGUUGCAAACGAAACAUUUUUCCAGAAGUUGCCAAAAUUUUUAGUUUUUUAAUCCAUUUGGAGAAUUUUUCAUAAAUUAGCAGUUUUUCCAAAGGGGGAAAAUGCUGUUAUUUUUGUAAUAACUUGUAUUCUGUUUCUAAAUGUAAUAUUUUACUUCUAUUCAACAUGCUGGAUGUCUGUACCAUACAGAGCCAGGAUCCUGGACAAAUACAAGUCCUAUUUGUAUUUGGUCUGAUCUGUUGAGCCACUGGAAGUUGCUGGGUAAGAUUUUUGUUAAAUCCAUCUGUGAUUUAGCAAAACUGUUUUAAAUAAAAUUUUAGUAUUGUGA
Molecule: messenger RNA, 3950 nt
Organism: Stegostoma tigrinum
Lineage: Eukaryota; Metazoa; Chordata; Chondrichthyes; Orectolobiformes; Stegostomatidae
Product: serine/threonine-protein phosphatase 4 catalytic subunit
Exons: 9
Coding region: 194-976 (260 amino acids)
Biological process (GO): peptidyl-serine dephosphorylation; double-strand break repair via homologous recombination
Cellular component (GO): cytoplasm; nucleus
Molecular function (GO): protein serine/threonine phosphatase activity
Source: RefSeq, a predicted model, not a curated record